CUCAACCCUACAACUUUUAACGAAAUUCUGUUUUGUUGUUUACAAUAAAAUAAAAAUUACUUUUUGCAAUCUCUAAGUAAAGAUUACAAUAAAAAAAAGUAAAAGAAUAGUUAAUUAUAUUGAAAUCUCAAUAUGGAUCGAUCAAUAGAGUUAGAAAAUAGAAGGAUUUGUCGAAUAUGCUUGAGUCAAGAUGAAACAAUAAAUUUUUCAGACAUUUUCGAGUCUUCUAAUCUUCCCAUGGAAAUUCUCUCAAUAGGAAGCGUAGAAGUAUUUCAAAGCGAUGGAAUGCCUCGUAAAAUUUGCAAUAUUUGCAAAACAAUUCUCGGUAACGCUUAUAAGUUUAAACAAAUUUGCAAGCGUUCUGAUACGCUUCUCAAGAUGUAUCCUAUUACUGGGAAUGUUCCUCCAAGAAUAGAAAUUCCGCAGGAAAUGAUUCCUUUUAAAAAAGUUGAAGACGAAGUGAAGCCCGAAAUGAAAUCAAUUUGUGUUGGAAAUGACAAUGAGAUAACAACAAAAUCUCAAGAAACUCAAACAGAUCCAGACAUUGAGCAGAUGGACAUGAUAAUUGAAGGUGACAACUAUGAAAUUAUUGCACCUCCCGCACAGUUUUCUCUUACUGAAAACUUAGUUGAAGAAGAGCAUAUCAUAAUAGAAAACGAAAAACCAAAAUUAGCAAUAAAAAAAGAAAAAAAUCAUGUAAAGAUUCUUAACAAAGGUUUGCCUGAGUCAACUGGAGUAAAACGUUUUAAGAAACCAGCAAAUGUAAAGACCGAAAAAGUCCAAAACAUCAAACCUUUGAUUCUCAAUGCGCAGUUGUCAAAACCGAAGUUUGAAGGAUCUUUGGUCGAUUCAAUUGAGACAACUCCCGAUGGACAAAUCCAAAUUGUUUCUUAUACUGAAGAAUAUCUUGACGAUUAUGAAGACGUGAAAUCCAAAGAGGAACCUCAAGAUAAGUCAGAUGAUGGCGUUGUGUACACUUGUGAUGUUUGCGAACGAAGCUUCACUUUACAUCAACAGCUCGUAAUUCACAAACAAAAUCACGAAAGAGAACGAAAUCAUCCUUGCAGUGAUUGUGAUAAAAGCUUCUUCACCAAAUAUGAUCUAGCCAAACACGUUCUCACACACACAAAACAAAAAGAUUACGAAUGCAUUGUUUGCAGUAAAAGUUUUUCAAGAUCAACUUUGCUUUAUCGACAUGAGAAAAUUCACACAGAUCCGAAUAUUCCUCGUUAUCAUUGCGAAGCAUGUGAACGUGUUUAUCUUAAUGUCUUAGAUUACAACAAACAUGUCUUGACUCACACCAAAAAUCGGCCAUUUAAGUGUGAACUUUGCAAUAAAAGUUUUGCAUUUAAACAAGGAUUGGAUCGACAUUCGGUAAGUCAUGAUUAUGAAGCUCAACCUCAUCCAUGUCAGUACUGCGUUUUGAGAUUUCCAAGUGCAGCGAGACUUCAACGACAUUUGUCAAGUGAACAUGCUGGGACGCGUCCGUUUCCAUGUUCAAAAUGUACCAAACGAUUUAUGUUGUCACAUCAUCUCUACCGACAUAUGAGAACAUCUCACGCUCUUAAGGACGAAGCUUUUUGUUACUAUUGUCCAGUAUGUGAGAAAGUUUAUGAUGAUCGCGUUGAGUUUUUCGAUCAUUGCAAUGAACAUGCUUUGUCACUUACUUGUCCAUUGUGCAAAGUUACAUUUGAAUCUCAUGAAGAAACAAGUGAACACAUCAAACUUCAUUCAAAAUCUGACAUGUAUUACUGCGAUUAUUGCAAUUCUUCGUUCAUGAGUUCAGAUGACCUGAACAAUCAUUUAAUAGAUCAACAUUCAGGAGAACUUUGUUCGCUUGACGAUGACGUUGAAGAAAUGUUGGAAGAGAAACCAAGACAAGAAUCAACACAAUCAUCAACGAAACGAAAAUCUUCAAUGGUGACAUUGAAUGCGAAAGAAAUUUCAGUUCACGAUUACGAGUUCCUUGACGAUGAACAAUUCGAAGCAGCGCAGAUUGAAGAAGCGGCUUUUGUAGAAUAUGAAGAAGUUACAUCUUACGAUCCACCACCGAAAUUACAAAAAUUAUCGGUAAACGUUAAGAAAUCUUCAGCGAAAGCAAAUGAAACUCCAAAGGCAAAUGUUGGACGGAGCAGCUCAAGCAAAGUUAAAGUUAAAAAAGAACCUGACGUUAUUCCCGACAAGAAAUUACCAAUGAAACAGAAAGUUCUCAAAAUGUCUCAAGCAAAAAUCGAGCAAUUGAAAAAACAAGGAAAAAUUAUCAUGAAAGAUGGAAAUUGGAUGAUGCGAGCAUAAAAUAUCCUUAAACAUUGCACAUAAAUUAAUUUUAGGUUUUUAAACAUAUUCAAGAAGCUAAUAUGAUUUGCUCUUUUCUUUUUUAAUAAUAAUUUUGUGUAAAAGUGUAUACAAUAACUAAUGUAUGUAAUAAAAGCCUAAAUACACUAAACUUUA
This is a messenger RNA of Clunio marinus, 2451 nucleotides long. Lineage: Eukaryota; Metazoa; Arthropoda; Insecta; Diptera; Chironomidae. The record is from the annotation of a GenBank genome assembly.